Molecule: messenger RNA, 6441 nt
Organism: Bufo bufo (common toad)
Lineage: Eukaryota; Metazoa; Chordata; Amphibia; Anura; Bufonidae
Gene: NCOA2
Product: nuclear receptor coactivator 2
Exons: 25
Coding region: 378-4946 (1522 amino acids)
Biological process (GO): cellular response to hormone stimulus; positive regulation of transcription by RNA polymerase II
Cellular component (GO): nucleus
Molecular function (GO): nuclear receptor binding; protein dimerization activity
Source: RefSeq, a predicted model, not a curated record
CGGAGGGUGGCUUGGGUGGUAGGAGGAGGAUCCCGGGAUAAACAAGCCUGACUCUCCUGCUGGAUGAGGGAAUAUGGCGGCUGUGGAUGUGCGGGACCCCCGGCCAGCAUUGCCCACUGAGCAGUAAGCGGUAUAUUCCAGAUUACAGAAGAGCUGUUUAUGGAAAGGAAAUACAUGUUCAUGCGCCUCAUGAUGCAUUAACAGAGGUGGUGAUGUCAAAACAUCUGGGAAGACACCAUGAGCUCCAGCAUGCUGCAUUUUUGAAAAGAAGCCAGAAAAAAAGCCUCCUACGGAAAUAAUGUCCAGAUUUCACAAUUGUAUCGCCACAUUUGAGGGGGUGUUCCAGUCUAAAUGAAAGUUGCUGAUAUGUGUUCAAGAUGAGUGGAAUAGGAGAUAAUCCCUCGGACCCUUCCAGGGUGGAGCAGCGGAAGAGAAAGGAGAGUCCAGAUCAGCUUGGCCCAAGCCCCAAGAGGAGCACUGAGAAGCGAAACAGAGAGCAAGAGAACCGCUACAUUCAGGAGCUGGCAGAGCUGAUUUUCGCAAAUUUCAAUGAUAUUGACAACUUCAACUUUAAACCCGAUAAAUGUGCAAUCUUGAAGGAAACUGUGAAGCAAAUUCGGCAGAUCAAAGAGCAAGAUAAAACAGCUUCAAAUGAGGAUGAAGUUCAGAAAGCAGAUGUAUCCUCAACAGGCCAAAGUGUCAUAGACAAGGAUGCACUCGGCCCGAUGAUGCUGGAGGCCUUAGAUGGGUUCUUUUUUGUGGUGAACCAUGAAGGGAAUGUAGUGUUCGUCUCUGAGAAUGUGACUCAGUAUCUCCGGUACAACCAGGAAGAGUUAAUGAAUACCAGUGUAUAUAGCAUAUUACAUGUCGGAGACCACACUGAGUUCAUCAAAAACCUGCUGCCAAAGUCUUUAGUUAAUGGGGGACCUAGACGUAAUAGCCAUACCUUUAAUUGCCGUAUGCUGGUGAAGCCAAUAGCAGAGUGUGACGAGGAAACUCAUGACAGUCGGGAAACACACCAGAAAUAUGAAACUAUGCAGUGCUUUGCAGUAUCCCAACCAAAGUCCAUUAAGGAAGAAGGAGAAGAUUUACAGUCUUGCUUGAUAUGUGUGGCCAGAAGAGUUCCAUUGAAAGAAAGACCUCCACCUCCUCCCUCCGAAACAUUCUCAACUCGUCAGGACUUGCAAGGUAAAAUAACCUCGCUGGACACAAGCAACAUGAGAGCGAUAAUGAGACCAGGCUGGGAGGAUUUAGUGCGGCGCUGUAUUCAGAAAUUCCAUUCUCAUGAUGGAGAAUUGUCUCUCAGCAAAAGACAUCACCAAGAAGUUCUCAGGGUAGGGCUUGCUUUAAGUCCUAUAUACCGAUUUUCAUUGUCUGACGGCACGGUUGUCGCUGCCCAAACGAGGAGCAAGCUCAUCCGCUCUCCGAAUACAAAUGAACCUCAGCUUGUAAUAUCCAUUCACAUGCUUCAAAGAGAGCAGAAUAUAUGUGGAAUGAAUCAGGACAUGACUGGACAAAACAUGGGUAAGACGUUAGACCCUCUUUCCAGCAGCCCAGCUCAUCACGCAGCGUGCAGCGGGAACCCUGGUCAGGACAUGACCAUAAGUAGCAAUAUGAAUUACGCCAUAAAUGGCCCAAAGGAACAAAUGGGCUUGUCAUCUGGCAGAUAUGUUGGCUCGGGAGGGAUGAACCAUGUCUCCAACAUGCAAGCUGCCACUCCUCAGGGUAAUAACUAUGCACUCAAAAUGAAUAGCCCUUCACAGGGAAGUCCUGGCCUGGGCCAGGGUCAGCCUAACUCUAUGCUUUCUCCAAGGCAUCGUGUAAGCCCGGGAGUGGCAGGAAGUCCUCGGCUUGCACCCAGUCAGUUUUCCCCUGCAGGAAGUUUGCAUUCGCCAGUUUGUAGUAGCACAGGAAAUAGCCAUAGUUUUGCCAAUAGCUCUUUGAAUGCACUUCAGGCUCUUAGUGAGGGCCACGGGGUUCCUCAUGCCCCACCCAUGGCAUCACCUGACCUGAAAAGCGGGAAUGUACAAAAUUCGCCAGGUAGCAUGAACCCGCCCCAGCUGAGAAAAAUGGGGAGUGUGGAAUCUUUCGGGCUUUAUGGGGAGCAGCCUGAGGCUGGAGCUGUUCAAGCAGAGACUAACUGCCGCCCAUCAGACCCGAAGGAUUGCGGUGACAGCAUGGCUCCUGGUGGGGACAAAAUGGACGGGCCCAACAGACUGAUGGACAGCAAAAGCCAGACAAAACUAUUGCAGUUACUUACCACCAAAUCUGAUCAGAUGGAGCCCUCACCACUUAACUCUUUGGGAGAUACAAACAACAGAGACUCCUUGGGACACUUUGCAGCGAAUAGUAUGUCUGCCUCAGCACAUGGAACCUCACUGAAAGAGAAGCAUAAAAUUUUGCACAGACUUCUUCAGGACAGCAGCUCGCCUGUUGACCUGGCCAAGCUCACAGCAGAGGCCACUGGGAAAGAACUGAAUCAGGAGUCCAAUAGCACAGGCCCUGGCUCGGAUGUUGCUAUAAAGCAGGAACCAGUCAGCCCCAAAAAGAAAGAAAAUGCACUACUUCGUUACUUGUUGGAUAAGGAUGACAGCAAGGAUAAUCAAGCCGAUAUCACGCCCAAGCUGGAGCGCCUGGAGAACAAGAUGGACCCUGGGAACUGCACCAGGCCGGCAUCAGUAAAGAUUGAAAAAGAGGAGCCUGUAUUUUCAUCGGAUCAGCUUUUACCAACCAACUCAGAUUUGGACAACUUGGACGAAAUCCUGGACGAUUUACAGAACAGCCAGUUAAACCAGCUUUACUCUGACGCGCGGCCUGAUGCGAACUCUGUCGAUAAACAGGCUAUCAUCAAUGACCUGAUGCAGAUCACUGGUGAUAACAGCGCAGCCCUACCUCCCGGCUUGCAGAGGCAGAGAGCUCUCCGGCUACAGCAGAGCAUGUUCAAUAAUCACCAUGCUGCACAGCUUCAACUUGGAAGACUUUUACCAAACCAGAACGUCCCGUUGGAGAUUGGCUUACAAAACCAGACCACUGCUGGAUCCUUUCAACCCAUGAGGAAUACCAGCCCCUUCUCUGCCAUGCAACCUUCUGGAAUGAUCAGCAGUCAGGGAAUGAUGGCCGGCCAAGGUGGAGUGGGCAACAGUAGUCCUGGAAUGAUGGGUGGAAAUGGUCCAAGGCCAGCUUUACAGUCGGCUGAGUGGGGUUCACAGAAGGCAAAUGCUGUGAGGGCAGGGUGUCCCGCAACUGGCAGUGCCAUGAACAGGCCAAUGCAGAGCAUGAUUCGCAGUCCAACCUCAAGUAUUUCAAUGAGGCCCACCAACCAGACAUGUCCCAGGCCAAUGAUGCAGUCUCCUGGUAUGAGUAUGGGAACUUCUGACCUAGACAUGAACCUGACUGGACCACCAUAUACCCAGCCACAGGCGCCUCCUAACCAAACGGCUCCAUGGCCUGAUAGUAUUUUGCAUAUUGAUCAAACUUACAGCAAUCAGGGCAGGCAGCAAUUCAGUUCAUCGGAAGACAUACUUUGUCAGCCCCGUUCAUCGGAGUCUCCAAACGAGGAGGUGAACCUCCUUCAUCAGCUUUAUAUGGCUUUGCGAAAUUUUGAUGGUUUGGAGGAGAUUGAUAGAGCUCUUGGAAUACCAGAACUAGUUAGUCAGAGUCAGACUGUUGAUCCAGAUUCAUUCGUUAGUCAAGAAUCAAACUUGAUCAUGGAACAGAAAGCUCCUCUCUAUAACCACGCGUACACCACUCAAGGCCAGAUGGCUCAGAAUAGCUAUGCUCAAAUGCCGGAUCCAAACUUCCACCCUAUGGGACAGCGUCCUAACUAUGGAAUGCUGCGCAUGCAAACCCGGCCCGGAUUGAGGCCCACUGGAAUGGUACAAAACCAACCAAACCAGUUAAGGCUCCAGCUGCAGCACAGGCUCCAACAAGCACAGCAGAACCGGCAACCACUAAUGAAUCCUAUGAAUAAUGUCUCCAACAUGAACAUGUCUAUGAGGCCAGGAGUACCAGCACAGAUGAGGGAGCAGGCGCCGAUCAAUGCACAAAUGAUGGCACAAAGGCAAAGGGAGAUCUUGAGUCAGCACUUAAGGCAAAGGCAACUUCAACAGCAGCAGCAAGUGCAACACAGGGCCAUGAUGAUGAGAGGACAAGGACUGUCUAUGCCGCCAAACAUGGUGGCUUCUGCAGCCAUGUCAGGAUCAAUGAGCAGCCCUCGGAUACCACAAGGCAAUGCACAGCAGUUUCCAUUUCCUCCGAACUACGGUACUGGAAUUCCAUCCCCACCACCUUUCACCAGUCCUUUCUCCCCAGUGCCCCCCAGCCCUGGGUCACAGUCGCUGUCUCACAGCUCUUUGCAUGGCUCCCAGAUGAAUCUGGCUAACCAAGGGAUCAUGGGCAGUAUGGGAGGACAGUAUGGGCCUGUCUUGAAUCCCCCAGUUCAGCACAAUGCCUUCCAGUUUGCCAGCUCAGGAAUGAGCCAGCAGUCAGACCCUGGAUUCACUGGGGCAACUACCCCUCAAAGCCCAAUUAUGUCACCCAGAAUGGCCCAUACCCAGAGUCCCAUGAUGCAACAGUCACAAGCCAACCCAGCAUACCAGACAGCUGACAUGAAUGGAUGGGCACAGGCAAACAAUGGGGGAAACAGUAUGUUUUCACAACCAUCUCCACCACACUUUGGUCAACAAACUGGUGCAGGCAUGUAUAAUACCAAUAUGAACAUCAAUGUCUCUAUGGCAACCAGUGGAAAUGGCAUGAAUAGCAUGAAUCAGAUGGCUGGACAGAUCAAUAUGACUUCAGUGACCUCUGUGCCUACAUCAGGGCUGUCCUCUAUGGGUCCAGAGCAGGUUAAUGAUCCCACUCUGAGAGGAGGCAGCCUCUUUCCAAACCAGCAACCUGGAAUGGAUAUGAUUAAACAAGAAGGCGAUGCAUCAAGGAAAUACUGCUGACCCUGAAGAUCCUGGGGAUGUGCUGUCCUUCUGCUGACCAUCGUGAACCUUUCUCUGGUCUGGAAGAGUUUGGUCACCAUGGCAGUUCAUAUAGACUGGUGUGAGAUGCCAGCUUGCAGGCCCUUGUAGAGGUGACCUGACCUGCCUCCAGAUUCAAAGCUGAAGUUGUGUUUUCCGUGAUGCAGCCUCUUCACCAGGCAGUGUGGAGCUAGAAUACAGACCGGCGGCCCGUCUGUUCACUGCAUUCACCUUAGUGCGACUUAGUUUCCUGCUGUGGAGUCAUUAUGGACAGGCAAAUGUCAUUGGACUAUUUGAAAUGAAUGUAUUUAAUUGUAUGUAUUUAAGAAAAACUAUGCUUUUUGUUUUUCAUUUUCCUCUUUUUCUCAAGUUUUUGACACUGGUUUCUAACCUUAUAUUUCUUGGGCUUUUAGCCCAGUAGAUACUUUUGCUACCACAUGAAGGCUUUUUCCCCUCCUUUUUCCCCAUUUUGGAAAUGUAUAUUUUUUAUUUGUGGGUGGGAUGUUAUAAAUUUAUGGGUGAAAGCCAGGUUAUUACUAAAAUGCACCAGAGCAAAGCAUGAUGAAAUCAAGGCACUAUGGAUAAUUGUUCUGCACCGACACAAACUGGGUAUUUCAUGGAAGAAAAUGGUUUAAGUAGGCAGGUUUUAUUUUUGACUACUCUUUUAGGGGUUGAUAUUUUUCUGAGGCUAGUCAAUCGUAGCAGGGAGUGUACAAUGAUCUCUGCGGAACGUAUAUAUUCUAGAAAUUAUAUGUGGAACAGCCUUCUGCUGUUUAUCUCAGUGUUUUGCUGUGCAUAAUAAUGUAGCUGAAUGUGAAUUAUUAUAUUUUUUUUUUCAUUGGAAGUGAUGGGGUGCAAAUACUUUUACACCUGUUUUGCAAAUCCUCUUAUCGUUUAUUAAAUGGUCACUAACUUUUCACAAAACUUUGCAUAAAUCAAUAAUACAAGCGGCCACAAGAAACUUUGGAAUAUGUUUUAUCAGUGAGAAAUGUCUAGUUCUCCUAUUAUCAGCCACCCACCCCCACUAAUGGCUUCUCACAUUAGAAAAAAAAAUACCUUUUUCCCCAUUCCGGAUGGAUCGUCUCUCUGCAGGAGAAUUAAAUUACAUAUGUCAGUGCAAGUCUGUGGAGUGGGGACGAGUAAGCAGGAACCGAGGAGAGAGACACAGACAAGCAGAUUGCACAGCUACAUAGGUUAUAGCUCAGCACAAGUGCUUUGUUCCCAAGCAUACAGGUCAGUUCUUCUCAGUAAUGUCCCCGUUAUCCUGGGGCUGCUUCUGAGUAAGAGAAAGUUAGGAAGCAGAUUCUCCUCUACUUUCAAUGUGUGCAAUGGAUGGCAGCUUGUCUCCACCCACCAUGUCUGAGAGAACCGCAAGCCAGAUAUUCAGCAAGCACAGAGGAAAAUUGCUAAAAAAAAACGCCAGAUACAAGUACUAUUGACUAAUGCAAAAUGUGUUGAAAGCUCAGUGACGAUUUAA